AUGUUUCUCUUAAAUUUGCAGAUUACUGACACAAUGAAUGUCUCCAAGCCAGACUCCAGUUUUGCUUCUGUGAGUGAAUUUAUACUCCUAGGUUUCUCCUUUGAGUGGCAGAUUCAGAGCCUCUUCUUCUCACUCUUUACCACAACCCUUGCUAUCUGUCGCCCCUUGCACUACCCUAAUAUCAUGACUAGGUAUCUCUGUACUAAACUAGUCACUGUCUGCUGGGUGUGUGGGUUUCUGUGGUUCCUGAUCCCCAUUGUUCUCAUCUCUCAGAUGCCCUUCUGUGGCCCAAACAUCAUUGACCAUGUUGUGUGUGAUCCAGGACCACUGUUUGCAUUGGCAUGUACCUCUGCACCAAGAAUCCAAUUGUUGUGCUAUACUCUUAGCUCCUUAGUUAUCUUUGGUAACUUCUUCUUCAUCCUUGGAUCCUAUACUCUUGUCCUAGUAGCUGUGUUUCGUGUACCUUCAGCCACUGGAAGACGCAAAGCCUUCUCAACAUGUGGAUCUCAUUUGGCCGUGGUAUCACUGUUCUAUGGCUCCCUGAUGGUCAUGUAUGUGAGCCCGGGACUCAAACAUUCUGCUGGCAUGCAGAAAGUUGCAACAUUGUUCUAUGCUAUGGUGACCCCACUCUUCAACCCUCUCAUCUACAGCCUCCGGAAUAAGGACAUGAAAGCAGCCUUGAGGAGAGUUGUGGGGCUUUCUAGCCCAAGGUAG
Molecule: messenger RNA, 714 nt
Organism: Echinops telfairi (small Madagascar hedgehog)
Lineage: Eukaryota; Metazoa; Chordata; Mammalia; Afrosoricida; Tenrecidae
Product: olfactory receptor 11H12-like
Exons: 2
Coding region: 1-714 (237 amino acids)
Biological process (GO): G protein-coupled receptor signaling pathway
Cellular component (GO): membrane
Molecular function (GO): olfactory receptor activity
Source: RefSeq, a predicted model, not a curated record